Molecule: messenger RNA, 1452 nt
Organism: Tinamus guttatus (white-throated tinamou)
Lineage: Eukaryota; Metazoa; Chordata; Aves; Tinamiformes; Tinamidae
Source: RefSeq, a predicted model, not a curated record
UAUGUCAGACUUCCCGACGAGAAGAUGAGACUAUGACUGAAGAGCAUCCUGAAAAUCGCAAGCAGUCCUUUUCCUGGGUCCAAACUGGAUUGAUUUGAGAACAAUAAUUAUGAGGCUGACAUGUAUGUUCUCCUUCAUCUUGCUGUUUGGAGCAGCUGGGCUUGUUGUCUUCAUUCAUCUGCAGGAUCCAGAAGAAAUAGUUCAUCAGCAGACACCAGGAAUUAAAUAUAACAUGGGAUUCCAGCAACCCAAAAAAGACUGCAUUGCCAGCACUACCCAGGAUGGAAGAUUAAGGGGAAACCCUGCAGACGGAGGAGCAGCAGCAAAGCAGAGCAGUUCAUUGCACCUUUCUGGGAACGCGGCCGCUGAGCUCCAAAGCCCCGACAGAAGGCAAGGCAGCAACACGCUUGCGAUGAAAGGGCAGCGACAGAAAGGUGAGGAAAUUAAUUCCAUGAGGCUCCAUAAACGGAGGAGGAGGUUUGUAAUUAAGAGGAGUCCUAUUCUGAUUUCAAUGAACAGCUCCACUCUCAGCCUGCCCACACUCAGAUCUGAGGAUAGAAAUAACAACAAAUGGAAAAGCCUCUAUCAGAUCCAAAGAGAAAGAAAGAGGAUAAUGAGGGAAACUUGUUCUAAAUACAAGAGUAACAGUAGAAGAAUAAUCACUCCUUAUCAUGUUUCUAGAAUAUUUGUAGAAGAUAAAUACAGAGUUUUGUACUGUGAAGUACCAAAAGCUGGCUGCUCUAACUGGAAACGGGUGCUCAUGGUUCUGAACGGGCUGGCUUCCUCCACAAAAGACAUCCAGCACAACACGGUGCACUACGGAAACUACUUAAAAAAGCUGGACGGGUUUGAUCGCAAAGGAAUUUAUCACAGGCUCAACACUUACACCAAGAUGCUUUUCAUUCGUGAGCCUUUUGAAAAGUUGGUGUCCGCAUUUCGGGACAAGUUUGAACAUCCAAACAACUACUAUCAUCCUGUUUUUGGAAAAGCCAUCAUUUCCAGGUAUCGUGUCAAUGCCACCAAAGAAGCAUUAAGGACAGGCUCUGGAGUCAAAUUUAAAGAGUUCAUUCAAUAUCUCCUUGAUGUGCACAGGCCUGUGGGUAUGGACAUCCACUGGGAUCACGUCAACAGGCUUUGCAGCCCGUGUUUAAUAGACUAUGACUUCAUUGGGAAAUUUGAAAGCAUGGAAGAAGAUGCAAACUUUUUCUUGCACUUAAUUGGUGCUCCGCAGAAUUUGACUUUCCCUAAAUUUAAAGACAGGCAUUCCAAUGAUGAAAGAACUACCACUAAAAUUACACAACAGUACUUUGCACAGCUUUCUCCUUCUCAAAGACAACGCAGUUAUGAUUUUUAUUAUAUGGAUUAUUUGAUGUUUAACUACUCCAAACCUUUUGAAGAUUUAUACUGAUCUGAGAACAGGGACACUUCUAUGGUCAUAUCUGUUGACUUGCA